Schistosoma intercalatum is the source of this 2576-nucleotide messenger RNA. The record is from the annotation of a GenBank genome assembly. Lineage: Eukaryota; Metazoa; Platyhelminthes; Trematoda; Strigeidida; Schistosomatidae.
UUACAAAGACAGUUCCUCAGUUCAUUUUGUAGGCGUUCCUGUAAAAAUCUUUCUACGGUUUAAAUCCAAUUGAUGUGGAUACGAGUUUCGUCUCGAUAUCUCUUCUGUAGACGUUACCGCAAAAUACAUAUGCAAACAGAUUGUUCAAAAGUGGAUUCGGAUGUGUUUUCGAACUUCUUCCCGUAUUUUUUUAUCCGAUCAAUAGCUAAUCAAGAAUGUAAGAAGCUGGUUGCAGAACUGUUUAUUCCAUAUUCGAUCCCAGCUUCAACUAAUUUUGAAGUUCAGCAGGAUCGUAAGCAACGACGAUUUUCUUUUGAAUGUUCAGUUCACGAACCCUUAUCGGUUUUCUUCACUCGUCUUAUAUCUUCCAUUAAUGGCCAGUAUUUGAAAGGAAGGAAUAUAUCAACCAAUAACAGAGUUUAUUUAGCUACAAAAGCUAACUUGGUUUGCAAAAGUACAGAUGGAUCUACUGCUUUAACAGAAUUUAGUAAUGACAAGACUCUUGAAGAUUGUUUUCUAUCAGACUCUACUGAUAAUAAUGCUAGUAAACCGUAUCAAUUAUUGUUGCAAAUAAACUUUUCCAUGCAUGACUAUCCUGAAAAAAAUACCUUGCUUGUUUAUGUUGUCCAGAGAAACCCAGCACAUAUAAUCCAAUGCCGUUUAAAUACAAUUCCAAUGGUGGGUUGCCCUGUUGUACCGCUUCUCGAAGGAGAAAAUAUAUGUCUGACAAAUUCUGAAUUUCUAUGGUUUGUUGGACAGUCUAAAAAAUGGCCAGAUAAACCGUGUCACAAAGGCUUCUUAUUCAUACCAACUGAAGAUCAUGUUGGUUUAUCAAUUCAGUUGAAAGUUCGUGUACGUGACAUUAAAGGUAUGGCCGGUGUCCCAUUCGGAACAAACAAAUUUUUUGAUCCUUAUGGACAACCGAUUGAAUGCAAAUCACCUGUACUUAUAGCUCCUAAUCAAGUAUUUCAUCAACAGAGGUAUAAGUGGAUUGAAAGCAAUCAAUUAGAUUCACAACAUUUACGUGUUGUAAGUUACAAUAUUCUGGCCGAAAUGUAUGCUCGAUCUGAUUUUGCUCGUGCCCAUAUAUUCAAACAUUGCCCAGAGGCUUGUAUCAGUUCAGCCUACCGAUUACCGUUGAUUUUACGUGAACUGUUUUCUUAUCAGUCGGAUUUUAUCUGCCUUCAAGAAGUCGAUCGAUGGGUUUACGACAAAUACCUUCUAAAUGCUUUAAGAUCCCAUCGAAAUAUGGACGGCAUAUUCUUAGCCAAAAGAGCAGUCAUAACUGAUCCAAAUGAUCCGGCUAAAGUUAAAGUUGACACAGAAAAAGAAAAGGGUGAAGGUUGUGCAAUCUUCUAUCGUCGUGCUCGGUUUGAACUUGUGUCGAAAUGCGGCCUACCAUCGAUACUUCAUUAUGCAUCAACCGUUCCAUUUUUAUCAACUAUGUUAAACAAUUUCAAUUCCACAACCUUAAGUUGUAGCUCAACGGGCCAUUCAUUUAGUGAAGAGAAUACCGAAACCCAUAUUCAAAAGUCAUUAUCGCAGUGUCUGAUCAGUGGGAUAUUUCGAGAGAAGUCGACCACAUCACAAUCUCAUUUACUGAUUGUUUCUAAUGCCCACUUCUAUUUUCAUCCUUCAGCUAGUCCGAUUCGAAUAAUUCAAGCGCGUACAGUUCAUUACUACUUAUCAAAACUUGCUAUGGAUUACAGACAGUCGGAUAAUAAACCAAUUCCAAUUGUUUUUUGUGGGGAUAUUAAUCAGUGUCCAGGUAGUGAUGUGUAUACCGCUCUCACUCAAGGUGAUGGAUGCCCAUCUGAUGAGGAGGUUGCUUACCAGCCUAUAUUUGAAUCAGCUUAUGUAAAUAAUCCACCUGAAUUUACUAACUGGGUGCCUGGAUUUCACAAUGUUUUGGACGUUAUACUGUAUAAUACAGACUCAGAUUUAAAAUGUAUUCAUGUGUUGCCUAUUGAUCCACUGGAGAAAAUCCAAGAGUUGUUGAUUCAGUUAAUCAAUGAGAAUGGUCAAAUUGUGCAAGAUUCUAGCGAAUUGGGUCUCCCAAACGCCUAUUUCCCAAGUGAUCAUAUCGCACUUGUAGCUGAUUUUUCAUGGGACUCUUUAGAACAUACAAGUGAAUAGUUCUUCAUGUAUAACUACAGGAAAGAAAAUGAACUUAUUAAAAACAAUGAUAAUCGUCAUCUUUUUAUUAGAUAAAUCAGUCAAUCUAAUAUAGAUCUAGUUUUGAUAAAUUUGAAGUGAUAGACACUUGUUUUUUUAAAGAUAAAUCUUAAAAUUGAGAUAACCGUAAUGUAAACAAUAUUUUGUUGUGAUGGUUGCUAUUUUCUGUGUUUACUUUGGUUUUCUCAAACGUUUCUUCUCAACAUAGUGUUGUUUUCGCCCUUAUCAUCCUGUUCUGGAUCAUAUGUAGAUUCUGAUUGACAUUCUACAGACACCACUUCAAAUCUUCCUGUAGAACUGGAAGCUAUAAAAUAAAAGCAUUAAAGUAGUCAAACGAUUGUAAUUGUGGAAUAAAUUUUUGUACAGUGUCAAUUUAUUAAAUAAUUACUGGAUGAAACAAA